Molecule: messenger RNA, 3570 nt
Organism: Pyricularia pennisetigena
Lineage: Eukaryota; Fungi; Ascomycota; Sordariomycetes; Magnaporthales; Pyriculariaceae
Exons: 4
Coding region: 1-3570 (1189 amino acids)
Biological process (GO): glycerophospholipid catabolic process
Molecular function (GO): glycerophosphocholine phosphodiesterase activity; protein binding
Source: RefSeq, a predicted model, not a curated record
AUGAAGUUUGGAAGAAAUCUCCCGCGUAACCAGGUUCCUGAGUGGGCCUCUGCCUACAUAGACUACAAAGGGCUCAAAAAGCUCAUCAAGGCCGCUGCUGCCACCUCCAAAAAUGGUGGACAAGCUGAUCUAGCAGAGUUCUUUUUUGCUCUGGAUCGCAAUCUUGAAGAUGUAGACUCGUUCUACAAUAAGAAGUUCGCCGAUGCCUGCCGCCGACUGAGGCUUCUCCACGACAGAUAUGGCAGCAGUGUCGAUGCCAUUUCCAACUUGGACCAGGAUGAAGUGGAGGAGUUGAUGGGUGCCAUGCUGGAGCUGCGGAGUAAGCUGCGCCAACUCCAGUGGUUUGGUGAGAUAAAUAGGCGCGGCUUUGUCAAGAUCACCAAGAAACUUGACAAGAAGGUGCCUGGUACCGUCACUCAGGACCGCUACAUUGCCACCAGAGUCGAUCCCUGUCCGUUCGCCAAGGACAACACCAUAGUACGUAUCCUCAACGACAUCAACAAGUGGCUUUCGGUAUUAGGCGAUGCCCAGAAUAUGGAUGACGCCAGGUCCGACAGAUCCGCAAGAUCACUAGGCCGUGCAUCCGCCAAAGCAAUGUUGAACUUUGCGCCGGCGCUCCUUGACAAGAUGGAUAGUGCUAUCCGCAAUGACGACGUUGCUGGGCUGAAGGCCGGCCUGGAAGAGGGUAAAGUCGACACCUCGGAUCCUGGCUCCCAGGUUCUGUUACUCAACCUUUUGCAGCGCUCAAUCUCAUCGAGGUCCAAGGCCUCCAUCACAUACAUCCUCAGCCAGGUCAAGUCCUUGGAGGACCCAGACGAUAUAAACGGACGAAACUGUAUCCACAGGCUCGUGCUGCACAUUGGUCGGACAAAGACGACGUCGGCAGGAGAACAGGAGCCAGCCCCAUACCCAUUCCCCCAUUCAUCCAAAUUCGAAACUCAGAUGGGCACUCAUUACCUGAAUCCUGCGGCUUCAACAGGGCCUGUACCAGCUGCGGGUGCCGCGAGCAAGGAGGAGAAACUCCUUGGCCAUGGCGACGACGCCGUUCAGAUCCUCAAAUAUCUUCUGGAUGGCCUCAGCGAUGACCACCGAUCUGGUCUCAGCGCUCGGGAUUCCUUUGGUCGGACGCCCCUCCACUAUGCUGCCCAAUUUGGCAUCGUGGACAUCCUGGAGCUUAUCAUGGCUAAAAUGCAAGAUUGGGGCCAGUUCGACGUCAGUCGUGGAAUUGACGCGCCGGAGUGGGAGGACAAUGAAGGAAACGCCCCUCUUCAUCUCAGUGUCAUUGGGGGGCACCCUAGGACCACUAAAGCUCUGCUCAAGGGAGAGAGUUGGCAAGGUCUGAGCGAGAGUGACAAAACGGAACUGCGACGAAACGUGUCAAAAUCGAGUGCCGUUCUUGCCAUUGCGACCAAGCACAACCACGCACAGAUCGUGGCUAUGCUGGCCAAUGCAGGCGUCGACAUCAACUGGCAGGACAAAAAUGGCGAGACAGCGCUACACAUUGCCGCCAGGUUUGGCCAUGAUGAGUGUGCUAGGAUUCUGAUACGCGGUACUGACGAGCAAAAGGCUGAUCUCGAAGUGGGCGAGAACUUUUUCGCCUGGACCCCCUUGCACAUUGCUGCCGUUGAUGGCCACCUUUCAGUCGCUCAGCUUUUGGUUGAUGCAGGCGCGGACGUUGAUAAGCCCGACUCGUCUGGAUGGACCGCCAAGGAGCAUGCAGCGCUUCGCGGCCACAUGCCGAUUGCCAGAUUACUUGCCGCGCACUCGACGGUAGAGGAGCCGGCGACGGUCAAUGCGGGCGAGUCUCAAUCGAACCAGCCUAGUACCGGCACGUCACCACCAGAAGUCUCCUCUCUGGGUGAUCGCCGUUCAACCGCUGCAGUUUCCCGUCCCGCCGAGCCAGUACGGGCCUAUGGACACCGCUAUCUCAAAGACCAGACCAUGGUUCUGGUCAGCCUGGGGACCAUGGACAUGCGCAAACAUGUCGACGCCGUGAAGCUCGAUAGGGUGCCGCUUGCAGAGGCUCACACGACCCAGCUGGACACCGCACUUUCCUUGGUUCUGUCGGCGACCGGAGCACAAGGCGACUCGACCGUUAUUGACCUCCCCGUGCAUGAGAAUAUUUGCACCGAGCCCGUCAUAUUCACCACCACCGACGUCACUAAGGUCAAGCUACUUUUCGACAUUGUACCUACCUAUUCUGGUAACGAGAAGAACAAGAUUGGACGAGCUGUUGCUCUGCUCUCCAGCAUACGGCCCUCGGUCGGAGCCAAGAGGAUGAGUCUCCAGGGAGAUGUCUGCAUUCCCAUCAUCGACUCCAACUUGGAUGUCAUUGGUGCAGUCAAUUUCAACUUCCUCGUUAUUACUCCAUUUUCGCAUCCAAACAUGGAGGUUACAUCAAAACAGACGUACUGGAAGAAGAUGUCGUCGACCAUGGUCAUAGGCCACCGCGGUCUUGGAAAGAAUCAGGCGGCCAACAAGUCAUUGCAGCUAGGCGAGAACACGGUACCAUCCUUCAUCGCCGCCGCUAACCUGGGAGCACAAUAUGUGGAGUUCGACGUGCAGCUGACCAAGGACCACAUUCCCGUCAUAUAUCACGACUUCCUUGUCAGCGAAACUGGUAUCGAUGCACCGGUCCACACCCUGACUUUGGAACAGUUCCUCCACAUCAAUCCGGACUCAAGCCGCAACCAUAGCCCCAAUGGCCGUGACUCCAAUGGCCAACCGAAGACCAACCAGGUCAAGAAAAUCCGCAGCAACAGCCCCGGACCUCGACAGCGCUCCCUUUCAAUGGGCUGGGCAAACACGGACAGCACGGUCUUGGAUGAGCGCAUGAAGCAUACCCGUGACUUCAAGGCGAAGGGUUACAAGGCGAACUCCAGGGGUAACUUUAUCCAGGCACCCUUCGCCACUCUCGAAGAUCUGUUUCAUAAGCUCCCCGAAGAUGUUGGCUUCAACAUCGAAAUGAAGUAUCCCAUGCUGCACGAGAGCGAGGAGCAUGAGAUGGACGCAUACGCCGUCGAGCUGAAUUCAUUCUGUGACACGGUCCUCUCAAAAGUCUACGACCUUGCCGGCACUCGCAACAUCAUAUUUUCGUCUUUCAACCCCGAUAUCUGCCUGUGCCUUUCUUUCAAGCAGCCCAACUUCCCGAUUCUAUUUUUGUCGGAUGCUGGUGCCGUACCGGUGGGUGACGUGCGGGCCAGCAGCCUACAAGAGGCCAUUCGAUUCGCUAGUCGAUGGAACCUUCUCGGAGUUGUCAGUGUCGCUGAGCCGUUUGUGUUGAGCCCGCGCCUGGUAAGGGUCGUGAAGCAGAACGGACUGGUGUGCGUUAGUUAUGGCGUCUGGAACAAUGACCCAAAGAUGGUUCAGCGUCAAGUCAAAGAGGGCAUCGACGCAGUCAUUGUAGAUAGCGUUCUAGCCAUCCGGAAGGGACUCACGGCGGGCCAGGAGCAAGAACAGACAGAUGCUGCUCAGGCUAGCGAGAAUGGUGGAAUAGUCGACCUGUCGGCUCAGCCCAUCGAUGGAAACAACAGCACAAAAUCAGGUGCAGUUGUCGCAUCAACCGCCUAA